This is a messenger RNA of Mauremys mutica (yellowpond turtle), 674 nucleotides long. RefSeq names its product troponin I1, slow skeletal type (gene TNNI1). Gene Ontology annotation, cellular component: troponin complex. Bases 3 to 503 code for a protein of 166 amino acids. The record is from RefSeq and is a predicted model, not a curated record. Gene Ontology annotation, biological process: muscle contraction. NCBI's taxonomy places the organism in Eukaryota, Metazoa, Chordata, Testudines, Geoemydidae. The transcript has 5 exons.
UGAUGCUAGCCAAAGCCAAGGAAGCAUGGGAACAAGAUCAAGUGGACAAGCAAGGGGAGAAGGAGAGAUACCUGGCUGAGCGGAUCACACAGCUGCGGACCAGCGGGCUGUCCUUCAGCCAGCUGCAGGAUCUGUGCAGGGAGCUGCAUGAGAAGGUAGAAAUCGUGGAUGAGGAGCGGUACGACAUCGAAGCCAAAUGCAUCCACAACACCAGAGAGAUCAAAAACCUGAAGCUGAAAGUGCUUGACCUGCGGGGGAAGUUCAAGCGCCCCCCGCUGCGCCGUGUCCGCGUCUCCGCUGACGCCAUGCUGCGGGCACUGCUCGGCUCCAAGCACAAAGUCUCCAUGGACCUGAGAGCCAACCUGAAAUCUGUCAAGAAGGAGGAUACGGAGAAGGAGCGCCCUGUGGAAGUGGGCGACUGGCGUAAGAACGUGGAGGCCAUGUCGGGCAUGGAGGGCAGGAAGAAGAUGUUUGAUGCUGCCAAAUCUCCGACAGGCCAGUGAAAGGUGCUGCCUGGAAGGACGAAGAGUCACCCUCUCCCGCUGCCUGCAGCUUCGCCCCCGGCCGCCCCUUCACGCUGCCCCAUUUGUGCCUCUUCCUGCAUUCGCUCUCGAGCCAGUGCACUUGCAGAAAGCAAAAGCUCGUCCAGUCUCUGUGUUUAAAUCAGCCCCCAC